Molecule: messenger RNA, 2448 nt
Organism: Chelonia mydas (Green sea turtle)
Lineage: Eukaryota; Metazoa; Chordata; Testudines; Cheloniidae
Gene: LAMP1
Product: lysosomal associated membrane protein 1
Exons: 9
Coding region: 393-1652 (419 amino acids)
Cellular component (GO): membrane
Source: RefSeq, a predicted model, not a curated record
GGCGCCGCGGCUGCACUGACGAAACCACGUGCAGGCGCCGAGUUCACGGCACGCGCUGCCCCAGGAGGGCUGAGCGAGGUGGAACACGGGACGACACAGAGGCACUGAACGGGGCGGGUUGUACCACGUGGGUUCUGCGGAGGUCCCUGGCCAGCCUAGGAAGCCGGCCAAGACCGAAGGGGAGGAGGAGCGCCUCUUCCCCGCCAUCUCGUAUCCUCUCGCGAUAGUCUCCCCGCCCCCUCUCUGUGGCGGCCGAAUCACGUGACGCCAUGGGCGGUUACGUCAGCAGUCAUAUGACCGGGCGAAGUUCGGCGGGGGGAGGGGGUGUCUCUCGUGCCCGGUAGCAGCAGUAGCUCUAGUGCGGAGCCUCUCCUGCCCGACGCGGCUCCCUCAUGGCGCGGAUCGGCCGCGGGCUGCCCCUGGCCGCUGUGCUGCUCGUGUUUUUACAGAUGUCCUCUUCAGCAUUUGAAGUGAAAGAUCAGAGUGGUAAAGUCUGCAUAAUAGCUAAUCUGUCAGUGUCCUUCUCAGUGGAAUACACCACCAAGAGCAGUCAACAGUUGGCAGCAAAUUUCACACUUACACAGAAUGCUGAAGUACUGGCAAACAAAAGCAGUUGUGGUAAAGAGAAUGUAUCAGCUCCUGUACUGGCGAUUGGAUUUGGAGCGGGACAUUUGUUACAAAUGAAUUUCACAAAGGCCUCAAAGCUGUACAGCGUUGACAAGCUAAUGUUCCUUUACAAUUUGUCCGAUACAACGGUGUUCCCCAACUCAACUGGAGAAACAAAGGAGGUUUCGCAAAAACCUAAUAUUCGGGCAGACUUGGACACAAGAUAUAGAUGUUUCAGUACCAACCAGAUUAAUAUGUUGAAUGUGAUCAUAACUCUUAGCAAUGUUACGCUUCAAGCAUAUCUUGUGAAUCAUACCUUAAGCAGAAAUGAAACUCUGUGUGAUGCAGAUAAGACACCCACUACUCCUGCAGCCACUACAACAACAAGAAGCCAGGCACCAACAACAACAAGCCAGGCACCAACCUCGCCUCCACAAAAUCCAGGGACUGGGAAAUAUAAUGUGACUGGUACAAAUGGGACCUGUGUACUUGCUCAUAUGGGGCUGCAGCUUAAUGUCACGUAUCUAAGAAAAGAUGGAAAGACUGGAUUGGAUGUGCUGAAUAUUGUUCCAGUGAAUACAUCUUUCUCUGGGAGCUGUGACCAUUCCUCUGCCUUUCUGAACCUGACUUUUGGGAAAACCAGACUUUUAUUCCAUUUUCUACUGAAUACGAGUACUGAUAAGUUUUUCCUGCAAGGUGUCAGUGUGACCACAACUUUGCCUUCUGAAGCUAAAGAACCAAAGUUUGAAGCUGUUAACAACAGCAUGAGUGAGCUGAGAGCUACAGUGGGGAACUCCUAUAAGUGUAAUGCAGAGGAGAAACUUUGGGUCUCAGCCGGUGCCUUUGUCAACUUAUUCGAUGUUUGGGUCCAAGUUUUCAAGAUAGAUGGAAACCAAUUUGGAGCAGUGGAAGAAUGUCAACUGGAUGAAAACAACAUGGUGAUCCCUAUAAUUGUUGGCGCAGCCCUUGCUGGACUUGUCCUGAUUGUCUUGAUUGCUUAUUUGAUUGGCAGAAAGAGAAGCCAUGCUGGAUAUCAAACAAUCUAAUGACUUACACUUAAAUGAAUCCAGGGGUUGAUAAAGAGCAGUUGCAAGAAGUGGAUAAAUUAAUUUCCCCUAAACUGAGAUUCCUUAUUAUAAGGGAGCACAGUCUUUCUUACAAAAUGCUUCUGGUUAAAUUCUGCUUCAUUAAAUGUGAAUCCAUCUUGCAGCAUUUAAUUAUGCAUGAAGGAAUAACCUCUCAAAUUCUGGUGUUUAAUUUUGCUAACUGGUUAAAUAUUUAACUCCCUAAGAGUGCUUUUCUGAAUUGGCAUGAAUUUAAUGUCAGUUAGAAAUAUUCCAGACUGGGGUGUAGCUAAUUCAUUCACUCAGAUUUAAGUCUAACAAAGGGAAGCUUUCACUGUUGGUACUACUACCCUCCUGUGAUGAAGUUAGUAAUUCUACUGAUACCUUUUAAAGUAAGUAAUGACUGACCAAUCAAAAUCUAAAAAUUAAUUCCCCUGCCCACCUCCCCCCAUCUGUGUUUUACUAAGCUUUAAACACAGCAUAUGUGGCAUCUGCAGGGUAUGAACAAUGCAAUACUCAAAUGUUCUAGGAACUCAUAUUUACAAUUGGACAAUUCCAUAUUUGAUGCUCUGCCAGCUUAAGAGCUGGCCCUUUUAAAAAUAUAAAAUGGGUUUGGUUUUUUUUUUUGUAAAGUGAUUUUCAGUCUCUUCUGGUGGAUGUUCCAGUGCAAUCCUGUUACUGCAGACUCUUGCUUAAACUUGGCUGGGGUUGUACACUUUAAGGAUUUGUUAUGUAUGCAUUGCCUAUAACAAUGCUAAUAAAGACACAUUUUUCUGUA